Messenger RNA from Cuculus canorus (common cuckoo), 1531 nucleotides. It is a transcript of the gene LAMP1, whose product is annotated as lysosomal associated membrane protein 1. Gene Ontology annotation, cellular component: membrane. The transcript is spliced from 9 exons. NCBI's taxonomy places the organism in Eukaryota, Metazoa, Chordata, Aves, Cuculiformes, Cuculidae. The coding region runs from base 146 to 1402 and encodes 418 amino acids. The record is from RefSeq and is a predicted model, not a curated record.
UGACAGGGUCGGGGGCCGUCGCCGCUCUCUGCUCAGCGCGGUGUUUCCAUCCCGCCGCCGCCGCCGUCGGCCCUCACGGCCCCCUCAGCCCCCUCCCUGCGAACCUGCCGCUUCGCCCCGCCCCCACCCCGCCCGUGUCCCCGCCAUGGCUCGCGCGCGGGGACUGCUCGCGGCGGUCGCCCUGCUCGGGUUUUUACAGGCUGCUUCUUCAUUUGAGGUGAAAGAUUCAAGUGGUAAGGUCUGCAUAAUCGCUGAUCUGACAGUGGCCUUCUCAGUGGAAUACAAAAGCAGUGGGCAAAAAGAGUAUGCACACUUUUUUCUUCCACAAAAUGCGACAGUAGAGCCACAGAGCUCAUGUGGUCAAGGUAACACCUCUCAUCCAGUUCUGGUGUUGGGUUUUGGAGCAGGACACUCAUUAAGCCUGAAUUUCUCAGAAUCUUCAGACAAGUAUGAAGUUGAAGAGCUAGUUUUCCACUACAAUCUGUCAGAUGCCGCUUUAUUCCAUAAUUCAACUGCAGGAGAAGUGAAGAGAGUGUUGCGUAAAACUACUAUUCAGGCAUAUGUGGGCACACAAUUCAGAUGCAUCAACUCCAAGCAUGUCAGUAUGAAGAAUGUGAAUAUUACUUUUAGCAAUGUUACUUUGGAAGCCUAUCUCACGAAUGGCACUCUCAGUACAAACAAGACAGAAUGUGCUGAAGAUAUGGUCUCCACGACUGCUGUAGUGCCUACAACUCCGAAACAGACCACUAGCCAGGUUCCAACAACCAGCCCAGCACCAACUGCAUUGCCUCCAAAUCCUGCAGUGGGUAAAUACAACGUGACUGGUCCGAAUGGAACCUGUGUACUUGCCUCCAUGGGUUUGCAGCUUAAUAUCACCUAUAUAAACAAAGAUGGAAAGAUGGGACUGGAUUUGCUGAAUUUCAUACCACGCAACACAACUUCUUCUGGAACAUGCGACAAUACGUCUGCCUUCUUGAAUCUGACUUUUGAGAAAACAAACGUUAUCUUCCACUUUGCACUGAAUGCAAGUUCUGAAAAAUUCUUCCUGCAAGGUGUGACUGUGAGCACAACUCUGCCUUCUGAAGCCAAAGUUCCAAGGUUUGAAGCAGCAAACAACAGCAUGAAUGAGCUGAGAGCUACAGUAGGGAACUCCUACAAGUGCAGUGCAGAGGAGAAUCUCCAGGUCACAGACAAAGCCCUUGUCAAUGUGUUUAAUGUUCAGAUCCAGGCUUUUAAGAUCGACGGAGACAAAUUUGGGGCAGUGGAAGAAUGUCAACUGGAUGAAAAUAACAUGCUGAUCCCUAUAAUAGUUGGUGCAGCCCUUGCUGGUCUUGUUCUAAUUGUCUUGAUUGCUUACUUGAUUGGCAGAAAGAGGAGCCAUGCUGGAUAUCAAACCAUUUAAUAAUGACUUGCACUAAAACCCAGUGUAGAGGAAAAGCAAUUGCAAGAAGCUGGGAAAACAAAAACACCCCACACAUUUCCCCUGAGCUACGAUUGAUAUUGUAAGGGAGCACCUUUUCUUGCAAAUUGC